Messenger RNA from Cylindrotheca closterium, 1023 nucleotides. The record is from the annotation of a GenBank genome assembly. Lineage: Eukaryota; Bacillariophyta; Bacillariophyceae; Bacillariales; Bacillariaceae.
AUGAAUAGAACCGCUCCAGCCCUUGUCAAAUGCUGUAUCCGUCGACAUCGACUUUCAGCCAGCAACAGCUUGCAAUCUGCAUCCAAUACCAGUCCUCUAGCAUUCCAAAUUCGCAACUUUGCUAAAAGUGCACAUCAGGGUGCUCCAAAACGAAAGGUCAAAGCUCCAAAGUCAAAAGCAAGUUUGGAUAAGAAACGAAUACCAGCCAUGCUGAGUGCUACUGCCUCGCCACAUGUCUUUGUCGCAAAGGCAGCGCUGGAUGAAACUAUUGAUCCAUCUACCUUAUUCUCGGACGGGGCAACCAUCCCACCAAUGCUAGCAACCGGCACGUUUCAGUAUCUGUCUCCCAAGAAGGAUCUUAAUUUUCAGUACCCCUCACAUGGCGUACCGGAAGUCGCCUUUCUUGGAAGAUCCAAUGUCGGGAAGAGCAGUUUGAUCAAUGCGGUCAUGCGAAAAAACUUGUGCGUCACCAGCAAGUCUCCCGGCCGAACCCAGUUGCCCCAUUUCAUGGCACUCUUCCCAAACGACAAAGAAGAUCAAACUCCAGCCAAUGCGUCCGGUCUCAUUAUUGAUCUUCCUGGUUAUGGAUAUGCCGCCGCACCCAGAGAAACGGUCGAAGCUUGGCAGCAGGAUACCCAAAAGUUGCUGCUGGAUCGUCUGGACCGUGGAGUAUUGAAACGACUCUUUUUGUUAAUGGACGCCCGCCGGGAUGAAUUUGCCGAAAUGGACCGAGCCGUUCUUGGAUGGCUGGAGGAUGCCCAAAUUCCGUACAGCGUAGUCUUGACCAAAACCGACCGGACUACCAGACCAAAGGUCAUCCGACUGGUGAAUGAAUUGUGUUUGAGAUACUCGAGUCAAUUGGCGUUAGAUGAAGGGGACUUUGCAUUUCAAUCGCCAGUCAUACAUACGACAUCCUCGAAACAAAAGUGGGGGGUUCAUGAAUUGAUGCUAUCUCUGGAAGCAGAGUUUGCUCAAGAUGAUGAUGAUGAUGAUGGUGAUGAUUCAGACGAAGAUCUUGACUAA